Molecule: messenger RNA, 1053 nt
Organism: Neurospora tetraspora
Lineage: Eukaryota; Fungi; Ascomycota; Sordariomycetes; Sordariales; Sordariaceae
Exons: 1
Coding region: 219-842 (207 amino acids)
Molecular function (GO): protein binding
Source: RefSeq, a predicted model, not a curated record
CGUGGGAGCAGGGCAUCGCUAGGAUUCCAUUGGAGUGCCCCGCAUUGGCUUGACAUGUCUCCACUAAAAUUUUGUCACAAGGCUCGCCCAAGUCCGUCCAUCUGUCUAACUUCGGUUCCCAGUCUGCGUAGCUGUGCCUGUCUUCACCAAUACAUACGCUCUAUCUUGAUACUCGUGAACUGCCAGCUCCGCCUCGAAGACCGAAUCCACCCACCAAAAUGUCGAACAACCCAUACCUCCUCGCCGCCGAUAACCCGGAGGCGUGUAUUGCCCUCCUUCGCGAGAACCCCUCCCUGGCCUCGGGUCAGGACGAGCACGGCUACUCCCUCAUUCACGCCGCCGCCAGCUACAACCACCUGGACCUCUUGCGGACUCUUGUCGGCGAAUUCAAGGUCCCAGUGGACCUCAAGGAUGAAGAUGGCGAGACAGCGCUCUUUGUCGUCGAGACCGUCGCCGCUGCCAAGGUCCUGGUCGAGGAGCUCAAGCUGGACACCACCAUCGUGAACGACGAGGGUCAGACCGCGAGAGAGAAGAUCGAGGCCGAGGAGGAUUAUCCUGAGGUCGCAGAAUACCUCAGGGGUCUGGAAGGCGAGGCCAACAUCUCCGUCACCGCCAAUGGCACGACAAACGGAACCACGCCAGCGGAGCUCCCCCCGGCUCCCGAGGGUCUCCAAGUACAGAUCGGUACAAUGAACGAGGCGGAGGAUGCUGGAGAGCCGGAUCCCGAGUUCCGCAGGCGGAUUGAAGAGCUUGCCUCGAGGGAGGAUUUCGAGACUGCCGAAGGACAGGCGGCGUUGCGCCAGUUGGUGGAGGAUGCCAUCCUAGGACCCAGACAGGAAUGAGACAUUUCGCCGAAAAUGCCAAGAACUUUUCACUCAUGGCUCUUGAUCUCCCACAUUACAUAUUCCCCCGACGCUCCUUGGGGCCGAAAAAGAGAAACUUGGGAGUUGUCCCCCGCCAUGCCCUUGGAGAAGGUCGUCGUACUGAACGAGAACCAUGCUUUCGAGGGCAGCCCAGCAACGAGAUCGAGGAGCGUCUGUCGACACCAAGACG